AUGGCUUGCUUGUCUUUAAACACCCUUGGCCUCCACAGAUUCCCACCAUGCUUACAAAUCCCUCAACCUCUUCAAUUCAUUGCAAAUCCAUUGCAGCGUCACAAGACUCACAAAAUCAAGACCUUCGCUUGCCAAACAAAUCCCAACCUUGAUGAGUCCUCAACAAGGGUCCAGCGUCAGGAAAAAUCCGUUGCUGAACCUAGCAGCAUCAGGGGAACGAGUCCUCCAAAAUUCCCAAGCAAAGACAUCAAGAAGAAAAUCGCCGUUGUUUCCAUUUUAGCAGCUCUGGGACUUUUCUUUUCUACAAGGUUGAACUUUGAUGUUUCUAUGAAGGAUCACUGUGUCCUUGCAUUACCGUUCGAAGAGGCUCUGUCCAGUGGUAAGCCCAUUGUAGUGGAGUUUUAUGCAGAUUGGUCUGAAGUAUGUGGGGAAUCAGCUCCUGAUGUGUACAAAGUAGAGCAGCAGUACAAGUGA
Abrus precatorius (Indian licorice) is the source of this 474-nucleotide messenger RNA. Its product is annotated as thioredoxin-like protein HCF164, chloroplastic. Gene Ontology annotation, cellular component: chloroplast thylakoid membrane. Gene Ontology annotation, biological process: cytochrome b6f complex assembly. The transcript is spliced from 3 exons. The record is from RefSeq and is a predicted model, not a curated record. Bases 1 to 474 code for a protein of 157 amino acids. Lineage: Eukaryota; Viridiplantae; Streptophyta; Magnoliopsida; Fabales; Fabaceae.